AUGAUGACUGUCGGCAACUUUAGACCUAGUCAGAAUUCAAGUCAUAAGCGGCAUAAGGGUGUUGGGCAUCUUGGUAAUCACUUCACCGACAAGGUUGUGAAGGACUCUGAUUUGGGAGACAACUGGAUGAUGACUGGGACAUGGGAGAGGCGCGCAAUUUCUUGCAAUUCUGACUUUGAUUUUCCCUCGAUUGAGAGAGAAGAACAAGAACCAACAGGAGAAACUGGCUGCUGCUUAGGAGGAUUCACCGAUUGGGGAAAAUACUUGUAA
Messenger RNA from Prunus armeniaca (apricot), 270 nucleotides. NCBI's taxonomy places the organism in Eukaryota, Viridiplantae, Streptophyta, Magnoliopsida, Rosales, Rosaceae. The record is from the annotation of a GenBank genome assembly.